AUGCGCUGGACUAAAGAAUUAAAUAUAAGUGUUAUGCGCGCGUACUAUAAGGCUACCAAAGGAGGAACCAAUCUUACAUCUUAUCGCCCUAAAAUGCUAUCUGAAUUCCAACAGCUACAGCCCAACCUAACAAACUUAACUGCCCAAAGACUUUCAGAUCAAGUACGUGUCAUUCUAAGUCGUAAGAUUUUGGAUGACAGAUUACUUGAACAACUUUGCAGUGAGUACUCAACAUCUUCUAUCAAUUCAAUUCCUGAUUCCCAACGAACACUUCCAGGUGAGUCUGAUGACUUAAAUGUUAAUAACAGUAAGCAUAAUAUAAAUAUUACUAACUUAAACAACGAAAAAGUAGAGCAAAAUUGUUUUGAUAUAGAUGUGAGUUCCCAGGACAGCGAAUAUAUAAGAAGGACUUUCGAAUGUUCUCUUUUGGAAUAUAAAAAUACACCUAUAGAAAAUAGACCGAAACUACCUAAACUGCCUAACAACAAAAAAACUAUAUUAACAGUAGCAUCAAUGAAUGUUUUAUGUAAAGAUUAUUUUGAAAAAAGUAAUUCUAUUUUGGAAACUAUGUCUCUUCUAUACUGUUGUGCCCAUGCUGUAUGUAUGAUAAUGAAAAUUCCUAUCAUUUCAGUACAAAAUUUUAAGAAAAAUAAUACAGAACCUAAAUGGAAACAAAGAAUUCAAAAACGAAUUGACAAUACUCGCAAAAUUAUAGGAAAAUUAAUAAGCUACCAAACAGGUAACAGGCGUAAAAAAAUAAUUACUUUAGUAAAUCAAAUCUCUAAUGAAAAUAAUAUUAGCCAUUUAGAUCCCCAUUUUCCGGAUAAAAUUACUGAGUACAUUGAUACGCAAAAACAAAAGUUAAAAGCAUGGGCCAACCGUAUUAGACGAUAUUCAGAAAGGUCUAAACGGUACUUCCAAAAUCGCACAUUCGAAAGUAAUCAAAAGUGGGUGUAUCGGUCUUGGGAGAGCACUACAACUAAUAGUUGUACUCAUGGUAGCCCAAGCUUAAUUGAAUGUCUAAAUUUUUGGAAAAAUAUGUGGUCUAAUGAAGUUUCUCAUAAUGAAGGCGAAUGGAUUCGUGCAACCGAACGUAAGUUUUCUAAUUUGGCUAACAUGGGUUCUAUCUCAAUUACUGCUGUAGAUGUAUACUCAAUUACUCGUAGAUUACACAAUUGGAAAUCACCUGGACCAGAUGGUAUACACAACUUUUGGCUGAAAUGGAUAACAAGUAGCCAUGUGCGUUUGGCUGCACAGAUUCAAGAAGCCAUUGAGUGCUGUGAGCUCCCGAGACUUCUUACAACUGGUAUUACCCACUUACUAUAUAAAAAUGGAAACACCACGGAACCUAAAAAUUAUCGACCUAUAACAUGCCUUUCAACUGUAUACAAAUUAAUAACUGCAAUUUUAAAUAACAAGAUCUAUAAACAUUUGGAAAAUAAUAACAUUCUGUCAACCGCACAGAACGGAUGUCGGAAAGGGUCACGUGGUUGUAAAGAACUUCUUCUCAUUGACACAGCUAUUUGCCGACAAGUUUUUCGUAAUCGCAAAAAUAUGUCCGCUGCUUGGGUGGAUUACAAAAAGGCAUAUGACUCUGUUCCACAUUCAUGGCUAAAGAGAGUUUUAGAAAUAUAUAAAAUAGAUGACAAAAUUUGUAAGUUUUUAAGUAAAUUAAUGGGUCAGUGGAACACUAUCCUAAAUCUACCAGGUAAGUGGCAAAGUAGUUCGAUAGACUCUAUAAAUAUUAAGCGGGGUAUAUUCCAGGGCGAUAGUUUGAGCCCAACUUGGUUUUGUUUAGCCCUGAAUCCUUUAAGCACUGUUAUUGAGGAAUCUGGAUUAGGAUUUCGGUUUCGAAAAGAAAACUCACCCAUCUCACAUCUACUUUACAUGGAUGAUCUCAAGCUAUUCACAUCAAAAGAGAGUGAUCUAUUAUUAUUGUUGAAAUUAACACAUAGUUUCAACAAUGAUAUUAGAAUGGAAUUUGGAAUAGAUAAAUGUGCUGUCAUUAACGUAAAUAGGGGCAAAAUUAAAGAUUGUAAUAAUUUUGCAAUUACAGAUGACUUACAUUUCAGUUCUCUUUCUGAGACAGAAACCUAUAAAUACUUGGGCAUGGCAGAAGCGCUAGGAAUUAAUGACAAAAACAUUAAAGAAAAUUCAAAAGUAAAAUUUAUGUCAAGAUUAAAAAAAGUUAUCAAAAGUCAUUUAUCUGGCGGAAACAAAAUUAGAGCAUAUAACUCCUGGGUAAUACCUAGCCUUCUAUAUACUUUUGGUAUUACAAGAUGGUCUCAAACGGAAUUGGAUGACUUAGAUAGACGAGUCCGCACAUUAAUGACUACGCACAGAAUGCACCACCCGCGAUCAUCUGUUAUGAGGUUGUAUCUUCCAAGAAAAGAUGGUGGACGGGGCUUAUUAAACAUUAAAAACCUACACAACCGUGAAGUAUACAACCUCAGAGACUAUUUUAUUAAAAAAAAAGACACAUCACGCAUUCAUAGUGACGUAGUGAUUAAUGACAAAUCAUUAACCCCGCUUAAUAUGUCGGCAAAGGACUGGCAGAGGCCUCAUACUAUGACUAUAGAUGAACGCAAAAAGGACGCUAUUUUACACAAAUUUUCCCCCAAUGAAAAAAUGCUCAAGAAGUGGCUUGAAUUGAUUCCUUGUGAUUUGUUACAGAAGAAAAGUGUUGGUGAUCUUGCCCACCUGUAA
Molecule: messenger RNA, 2706 nt
Organism: Parnassius mnemosyne (clouded apollo)
Lineage: Eukaryota; Metazoa; Arthropoda; Insecta; Lepidoptera; Papilionidae
Source: the annotation of a GenBank genome assembly